Molecule: messenger RNA, 1807 nt
Organism: Triticum dicoccoides
Lineage: Eukaryota; Viridiplantae; Streptophyta; Magnoliopsida; Poales; Poaceae
Product: serine/threonine-protein phosphatase 6 regulatory ankyrin repeat subunit A-like
Exons: 12
Coding region: 85-1380 (431 amino acids)
Molecular function (GO): protein binding
Source: RefSeq, a predicted model, not a curated record
CCUUGAUUCCCUCCCGCAUAUUAGCCGACUCCCCAUUUGUUGCAAAAUCGAAAUUCGAACCCCAACUUUCGCCGAUCCAUCGCCAUGGCGUCGCCUCUCGAGUACGCUGUCGCCGUGCUGCAGGCGCGGCUCCUCCAGGCGGCGGAAGACGGCGACCUCCCCCUCUUCAAGAGGACGGCGAGGUCGCUGGACGGCGGGAAGGGCCGCCUGAGGGAGGCGGUGGAGGGCGCGACCGCGAGUAAUUGCGGCGCCCGGGCUUUGCACGUCGCCGCCGUUCACGGGAGGAUGCCCGUGUGCGCCUACCUGGUCGAGGACCUCCAGGUGAAUGUCGAUGCCACCGACGAGUCAGGCGAGACAGCUCUAAGUUAUGCAGCUGUUAAUGGAACUGUGAAUGUUGUGCGCUAUCUUCUUGAUCACGGUGCCAAUCCAGAUAAGUCUGGUCCUGGAAACCGUACUCCUCUCCACAUGGCAGUUGCAAAAGGGAAUUGUGAAAUAGUAAAGGUUUUGCUGUCAAAAGGAGCUGAUGUCAAUUGUUAUUCUGACUCGGGGACGCCACUGCAUAUUGCUGCUGUAUUUGGGUUAGAUGGUGCUAUGAAGAUUUUGUUGGACCACCAUGCAGAUUGUAACAAAUCAGUUUGCAUCGCCGAUACACCUCUCAUUGUUGCUCUCCUAGCUCACCGGCGGAAAUGUGUGAAGCUUCUGAUUAAGGCUGGUGCUGAUUUGAAUGGUCUUGGCAGUGCUGAUCCCGUAAUAGUUGCUAUAGAUGAGGGUUUAACUGAUUGUCUCAAGUGCUUACUAAAUGCUGGCGCUGAUCCCAAUGUCCUUGAUGAUUUUGGACGCCUGCCAAUUGAAGUUGCUGCAUCUCAGAAUAGCCGGGAAGACGUUGAGAUCCUAUUUCCAGUAAGUUCUCGCAUUCCAUCGGUGCUUGAUUGGAGCAUUGAUGGGAUAAUGGCUUACGUAAAAUCAAAAGAGAAGGAUGACCCUAUUUUAAAAAUGAAUCCAGCUAAUAUGAAGAUAGAAGGAAACAAAGCAUACAAGAGAAAAGACUAUAUUACUGCAGCAAGGCUCUACACCAUGGCAGAAGGUGACUACCCAGAGAAUGUAACAUUGAUUUCAAAUAGAAGCGUUUGCUGGCUUAAAAUGGGUGAAGGAGACAAAGCUUUGCGGGAUGCUCAAAUUUGCAGGGCACUGCGUCGUGACUGGCCGAAGGCCUGCUUCCGGGAAGGGGCUGCUCGAAUGCUGUUAAAGGACUAUGAAAAGGCAUGUGAUGCAUUCCUUGAUGGCCUCAAAUUAGACCCAGGGAACACUGAGAUUGAGAACGCCUUGAGGGAGGCUUUCCAUUCCUUGGAGAUAUCACAUUCUGUCAAAAAGGGCCACUGAAGUGUCAUCUGCUCCAAGAAAGGAAAACUUUUACUACGUUAAAAGAAAUUAACCGAUGUUAAGAAGCAGAUGUUGUGAUUCGAUCACUCUGCAAUGCGCUGUGGACUCCAAUGUAAGAAUAUAAAAGUUGAGCGCUUAAAAUCAGUAUUGCACCAAGAGCGUUGUCCACGGCUUCACAUCUUCUCAUGUCAGAUGAGGCCGAGCAGUUCCCUGCAUAACGAAACAACAAUUACUGAAACCUAUUGUCUUCACAGAGGGAGUAUUUGUUUAGGCCUUCGAAAGUACCUACAAGAACUCAGCACGAAACUCACUCGCCCAUUUAAUCUCGUCCACAGAGGUUGGUAGAUGUGGUGGCAUGAAAAAAACAAGACCUGACCAACUGGUCGCUGCAUCUGUUUGUCUCCGUUUAGAAGAAAACAUUCAAGCC